GUAUUUAAGCAAGUCUCGCAAGUUGUUAAGUUGGUAUGAAGUACCCAUCUAUAGCAAGCCUUUUCAUGCAUGGCUACUACUGUAUCCCAUACUGUUGUUUGGAAAGACUACCAAUUUGUCAUGGAAACAGAGCUCCAUUUUAAAAGACGGAAGCCACACGUUUUCUAAAGCAGACAGCGGUCUAGAGAAGCAAAAUACACAGCCCCAACUUUCCACAAAACCAUUAAACGACAAUUUGCUAAGAAACACACACACACUCUCAUCAGACAUAGUUCAGACCAGUUCACGCCCACUCAUGCAGUCAUGUCUCCAUCAUCCAUCUUCUCCUAAAUCCCUCCCUCUCUCCUGUCCAACUUCCUACUCCCAAACCAUACACCAUGACUACCUCCACUUUCAUUCCAUUUCUAUUCAUCCUACUCUUCUCUGCAGCAAAAUCUAACCCUGUUAUACUCUCUCUGAGAACAAAAAAGAUACCAUCUUUAGCUCUCAUGAAACCACCAAACAAGCUCCUUUUUCACCACAACAUCAGCCUCACUGUUUCUCUAUCUGUUGGCACUCCUCCCCAGAACGUCUCCAUGGUCCUAGACACUGGCAGUGAACUCUCAUGGCUUCUCUGCUCCAAACCCAAGUUCCAUCCUUUCGCCUCCUCCUCUUAUUCCCCCAUCCUCUGCUCAUCCCCUUCAUGCCGUUCCCAAGCCCGGGAUCUCCCCAUCCCUCCCAACUGCAACUCCACAUCCCACCUCUGCCAAGUCUCUCUCUCCUAUGCCGACGCCUCCUCCUCCUCCGGCACUCUCGCCACCGACCGCUUCCGUCUCGGAAACUCCCCAUCCCUUCCCACCAUCUUUGGCUGCAUCUCCUCAUCCUACUCUUCCUCCGUCGAGGACUCCAACACCGCCGGCCUCCUCGGCAUGAACCGCGGUGCUCUCUCUUUCAUAACCCAAACCUCCACCCGCCGCUUCUCUUACUGCAUCUCCGGCCGUGACUCCUCCGGCGUGCUCCUCCUCGGCGACCCCAGCUCCACCGUCCCCUUCUCCAUCCCCUUCAACUACACCCCAUUGGUGGAGAUUGCGCUUCCGCUUCCCUACUUCGACCGAGUCGCUUACUCAGUUCAACUCGAAGGCAUCCGAGUCGGCUCCGUGUUACUACCGAUUCCUAAAUCCGUUCUCGUUCCAGACCACACUGGAGCGGGUCAAACCAUGGUUGACUCGGGAACUCAGUUCAGCUUCCUCCUUGGCCCGGCUUACGAUGCUUUAAGAUCCGAGUUCUCUCGCCAGACACGUGGCCUCCUCAAACUCCUCAACGAACCAGAUUUCGUCUUCCAGGGUGCGUUCGAUCUCUGUUUCCGAAUCCCGGAACGAGUUCCGAUCCCGAGACAGAUCCCACCAGUGGUUCUCAUGUUUCGCGGUGCGGAGGUGAGCGUCACCGAAGAGAGACUGCUGUAUAAAGUGGCUGGCGAGAGGCGAGGGUUAGACGCGGUCUGGUGUUUCACGUUUGGGAACUCGGAUUUGGUGCCACUUGAGGCUUACGUCAUCGGCCAUCAUCACCAGCAGAACGUUUGGGUCGAGUACGACUUGGACAAGAGUCGGGUCGGGUUCGCUCCGGUCCGGUGCGACCUGGCUAGUCAGAAACUCGGUUUUGGAAAUUGAACAUUGCAUCGGAGUUCGUGCUCGAUGAUGUUUACUGGGCUGCAGUCUUUUCAGUUUGUGGACAAGCUUCACAUUAAGACCUAGGUGAGUAAGAACAAAAGCAAUGUCUGGAACAAUCUCAAGUCCUCGUCCUCACCAACGAAUGUGGAAAAUUUGACUUUGAAGAUGUAUACGUGGCGGCCAUGGGUUGUUUGGUCAACACGGAUGGCGUGAACAAAAACGCAUGCAUAUGUAUGUACGUACACACAAUAAAAUCCCCCACUGAUCGGAGUACGCCGGUUACCCCCCGAACCGUACAAGAUAGUUACCACCUAUCCGGGUUCCAUUCCCUUUCAGUCAUUGUUAAGAAGCCAAAAGUACACAUAUUCAAAUGCUCAACAGUGCUAAAAAAAUUGAAAUAUUUUUUUAUAAAAAAAAUUGUGUAAAUAAUUUAUCCUCGUUCAAGACAAUUUUUCACUUUGAUUAGUUGUUGAAUU
This is a messenger RNA of Dioscorea cayenensis subsp. rotundata (Guinea yam), 2122 nucleotides long. Its product is annotated as aspartic proteinase PCS1. Gene Ontology annotation, biological process: proteolysis. Lineage: Eukaryota; Viridiplantae; Streptophyta; Magnoliopsida; Dioscoreales; Dioscoreaceae. Gene Ontology annotation, molecular function: aspartic-type endopeptidase activity. The record is from RefSeq and is a predicted model, not a curated record.